Numida meleagris (helmeted guineafowl) is the source of this 2309-nucleotide messenger RNA. It is a transcript of the gene NSDHL, whose product is annotated as NAD(P) dependent steroid dehydrogenase-like. The coding region runs from base 581 to 1621 and encodes 346 amino acids. Gene Ontology annotation, molecular function: 3-beta-hydroxy-Delta5-steroid dehydrogenase (NAD+) activity. Lineage: Eukaryota; Metazoa; Chordata; Aves; Galliformes; Numididae. The transcript has 8 exons. The record is from RefSeq and is a predicted model, not a curated record. Gene Ontology annotation, biological process: steroid biosynthetic process.
UCAUGUGGAGGCGAGAUUUGAGGGGGUUCUCUGGGAUGGGGAUGGAAGAACUGAAGGGAAACUGGAGGCGAAGCAGCUCCUCAGUGGCUGUGAGCGGUGGGGCCUGUGCUGAGGGAGGGAGGGGCAGCUGCAGGUCAGAUCACCUCAUGGCUGUUUUUCCCAGCCCCUUUGGACUGGGGCAGGCACCAGUCCUUUCUUGAGCGUUUUCCAUGUCACCUCAGAGGGCUUUUCAGGGAACGAAAAAGAACAGUGAGCUGUGUGGCUUUUUAAGCGAGCUAGUUCAACAGCGACGUUCUCAUAGAACUAUAGAAUGGCCUGAGUUGGAAGGAACCUUAAGAGUCAUCUAAUUCCAAACCCUUUCCAUGGGCUGGUUGCCACUCAGCAGCUGCCCAGGGCCCCAUCCAACUUGGCCUGGAGUGCCUCCAGGGAUAGGGCACGCACAGCUUCUCGUCUUCCUGCUCGCUCCGUGCUCACAGGUGUGGUACCGUGAUAGCGACAUUGGUGUAGCUCUUCCGGAGUCCCAUCCAAUGGUGUGAGCGCGUGUCGGUCAGGAAUUGGCAGAUACUAAAAAAUCUGAGAAAUGGCCACACGCUUCAGAACGACUGGUAAGAAAUGUACAGUGAUCGGUGGCUCCGGAUUCUUAGGCCAGCACAUGGUAGAGAAGCUACUGGACAAGGGCUACUCAGUCAAUGUGUUUGAUAUUCAGAAGAGAUUUGACAAUGACAGAGUGCAGUUUUUUCUGGGAGACCUUUGCAACAAAGAGGCCUUACUCCCAGCUUUACAAGAUGUUUCAGUGGCAUUUCAUUGUGCAUCGCCAGCGCCUUCAAGUGACAACAGGGAACUAUUUUAUAAGGUGAAUUUUAUGGGAACCAAAGCAGUCAUUGAAGCCUGCAAAGAAGCUGGAGUGCAGAAACUGGUGUUAACUAGCAGUGCCAGUGUUGUUUUUGAGGGGACAGACAUAAAAAAUGGAACAGAAGAUCUCCCUUAUGCAAAAAAACCUAUCGACUACUACACAGAGACGAAGAUCCUACAGGAGAAGGAAGUGCUGAGUGCAAAUGACCCAGACAACAAUUUCUUCACUACUGCUAUUCGCCCACAUGGAAUAUUUGGUCCAAGAGACCCUCAGCUGGUUCCCAUCCUCAUCCAAGCAGCUAAGAGUGGCAAAAUGAAGUUCAUAAUUGGGGAUGGGAAGAACUUAGUAGAUUUCACCUAUGUGGAAAAUGUGGUCCAUGGACAUAUCCUAGCUGCAGAACACCUUCAGAAAGACUCUCCUGUGUGUGGGAAGGCAUUUCAUAUCACAAAUGAUGAACCAAUUCCUUUCUGGGCUUUCAUGUCCCGUAUCUUGACUGGCUUGAACUACGAUGCACCUAAGUACUAUAUUCCCUACUGGCUGGCAUAUUACCUGGCCCUGUUCUUGUCUCUAGUGCUGUGGCUGCUAAGUCCGCUGAUCACCAUCAAGCCCACUUUUACCCCAAUGCGGGUAGCAUUAGCUGGGACAUUUCACUACUAUAGCUGUGAACGGGCCAAAAGAGACAUGGGCUACAAGCCAGUGGUGAGUUUGGAUGAAGCAAUAGACAGGACUCUCCAGAGCUACCCCCACCUACGCCGGUCUAAGGCCUGAGAAGUCAAGGAUGGAUUUUAUUUCUGCUUGAUUUUCCUAAUUGUUUUGAUAUCUUAACAUGAACACUGAAGCCAAUUCUGUGAAAUGGGGAGUUUUCCCAAACUCAUUCCUCCUUGUCACCAAACAGAUUUCUCUGGGUUGGAAAAAAACUUCAUGUAGUAGCUGUGCUAACAGUUCUUUCUUUUGAUGAUUUGUUGUUCCAAAGCAGCUGCCUAACCCUAAGGACUAUGAAUUAACACCCUGCUGUGCCCUCUUCAGUCCCAGCCCCACGCAUCAGCAUUCCUUCCUUUCCUCUCCACCCUUGUCCUCUGUUUUGUUGCUCUGGUGAUAACAGCCACCUCUUCUCAUAGCUGCAGAUCCGUUGAUGAAAUACUUCACGACUGAUUCCUCUCUGUGGUUUGGCUUUUUUCAACGCAGGAAUGAUGAAACAGAGACUCACACCAAAAAGGAUUUCUACCACCUUUUUUCUUUUUUUCUUUUUAAACCACUGAAAUUGACUUUAUUAUUCUGGGACUGCUUUUAGGUAUCGCUGUGAUUGGUGGGUUGAUUUGGUCUCUUACUGAGGAAUCAGGAAGAAACCUGAGAAAAGGCACAUUAGGCUUCUUGUAAGGAAGCAUGUGCCUUUACCUCUACAGGAGCCUAGUCCUAUUCAAAAAGAAUAUAAAUAAAAGAAGAGAUAAACUCCUAA